Hibiscus syriacus is the source of this 2174-nucleotide messenger RNA. Its product is annotated as inactive LRR receptor-like serine/threonine-protein kinase BIR2. Lineage: Eukaryota; Viridiplantae; Streptophyta; Magnoliopsida; Malvales; Malvaceae. Gene Ontology annotation, molecular function: protein kinase activity; protein binding; ATP binding. The coding region runs from base 242 to 2035 and encodes 597 amino acids. Gene Ontology annotation, biological process: protein phosphorylation. The record is from RefSeq and is a predicted model, not a curated record. The transcript has a single exon.
UAAUGGUGUUCGGUAAUUUCUCAUAUACAUCUCCAAGUCAAAGACCCUUCACUGGCUCUUCCUCUUUUAGACCAUUCGCCGCCUUCACGCCCGGAUUUUGCUUCCUUCCAAGCGAUCUCGUUUCUCAACAAAUAUCAAAUUUUUAUCACAUGAAAUUCAGUGUUGUUGUUAUGAUCUAAGUCACAAACAAAAGUUCUGGGAUUUUUUUUGUUCUCUUUUGUUUCUUUGUUGUGAAAAAACCAUGAAGGGAUCUUUUUCUGGAAAACUAAAGUUCUUCGGCUUUGUUCUCCCAUGUAUUCUUUUGCCAGCACUUGUUUUCUCAGCCGUUGCGGAAGAUGAUCUGAAGUGCUUGGAAGGCGUCAAGAAUUCUCUAAAUGACCCAGAUGGGAAGCUAAGUUCAUGGAAUUUCAACAACAAUUCCGUCGGUUUUAUAUGCAAAUUCGUCGGCGUUUCUUGCUGGAAUGAACAAGAGAAUCGCCUCUUAAGUCUCCAGCUCCGAGACAUGAAGCUCUCAGGACAGCUGCCUCAAUCUUUAGAGUACUGUCGGAGUUUACAGACCUUGGAUCUGUCGGCAAACAGGCUUUCCGGUAUGAUCCCUCCCCAGAUAUGCUCUUGGUUACCUUAUUUAGUAACCCUCGAUUUGUCUAGCAACGAUCUGUAUGGUUCGAUUCCCCCCGAGUUAUCAAAUUGCGCUUAUCUGAAUAAUUUGAUACUGUCGAAUAAUAGGCUUUCGGGUCAAAUCCCGUACCAAUUAUCUAGUUUAAGCAGGCUGAAGAAGUUUUCUGUAGCGAAUAAUGAUCUAUCGGGUGCUAUUCCUUCAUCGUUUGAGAACAGUGAUAAGGCAGAUUUUGUUGGGAAUAAUGAUCUUUGUGGGGUUCCUCUUGGAAAGUGUGGGGGUUUGAGUAAGAGGAAUUUAGCCAUCAUAAUCGCAGCUGGUGUUUUUGGUGCAGCGGCUUCAAUGUUGUUGGCAUUUGGGGUUUGGUGGUGGUUCCACUUGAAAAGGGUGAGUAGGAGGAAAAAAGGUUUCUUUGGAAGGGGAGAUGAUAACAGUUGGGUUGAGAGACUUAGGGCUUAUAAAUUGGCUCAAGUCUCAUUGUUCCAGAAGCCACUUGUGAAGGUUAAAUUGGCUGAUUUAUUGGCUGCAACCAACAAUUUCAGUGCGGAGAACAUCAUAGGUUCGACCAGGACCGGAACUACCUAUAAGGCGGUGCUCCCUGAUGGAUCAGCCCUCGCGAUCAAGAGGCUGAUGGCUUGCAAGCUCGGCGAGAAGCAGUUUCGAUGGGAGAUGAAUAGAUUAGGCCAACUUAGGCAUCCGAAUUUGACACCCCUUUUGGGGUUUUGUGUGGUUGAGGAAGAGAAGCUGCUGGUUUUUAAGCAUAUGUCGAAUGGGACUCUGUAUUCCUUGUUACAUGAGAGCGUUGCUGUUGUGGACUGGCCGACUAGGUUUCAGAUAGGUUUGGGUGCAGCCAGGGGUCUAGCUUGGCUGCACCAUGGGUGUCAACCUCCGAUUCUGCAGCAGAACAUAUGUUCCAAUGUGAUUCUUAUCGAUGAGGACUUUGAUGCUAGGAUAAUGGACUUUGGAUUGGCAAACCUUAUGAUUUCUUCCGAUAUUAAUAUAAGUGAAUCCGGUUAUAUAGCACCGGAGAGUUCAAGCACCAUGUUCGCUUCAAUGAAAUCUGAUGUGUACGGCUUCGGUGUUGUGCUUCUUGAAUUGGUAACUAGGCAAAAACCCCUAGAGGUCAAUGCAGGUGAAGAAGGACUCAAAGGUGAUUUGGUGAAUUGGGUAAAUCAUCUCUCCAACUCCGGUAGAAUCAAAGACGCCGUCGACAAAGAUCUCUGCGGAAAAGGCCACGAUGAAGAAAUUCUGCGGUUCCUCAAAAUCGCAUGCAACUGCAUGGCUCCUCAGCCAAAGAACAGAUGGUCCAUGUUCAAGGUUUAUCAGUCAUUGCAAACCAUGGCCGAGGAAAAAGGUUUUACGGAACAGUUUGAUGAUUUCCCUCUGAUUUUCAAUGACCAAGAUAAUGAAUCAACGUAGAGUUGGGUUUUUAUAUCUGUUAUAAAUAGUUUGUAUGAUACCAAUAAACAUGUUAAACUGUUUGUUCUUGUGCCUUGAAGAGAUGUAUUUGUUUUGCCCCUUUGCUUUCUUGAUGAAACUAAUACUGAUUGCUUCAACA